Messenger RNA from Podospora anserina S mat+, 1401 nucleotides. RefSeq lists its product as uncharacterized. The transcript is spliced from 4 exons. Gene Ontology annotation, biological process: peptidyl-lysine monomethylation. The record is from RefSeq and is a predicted model, not a curated record. NCBI's taxonomy places the organism in Eukaryota, Fungi, Ascomycota, Sordariomycetes, Sordariales, Podosporaceae. Gene Ontology annotation, cellular component: nucleus. The annotation marks the transcript as partial. Gene Ontology annotation, molecular function: protein binding; protein-lysine N-methyltransferase activity.
UGGCUACGAAUUGACAGUUCUCUCCCCCCAUGCUUCUUGACGCCCACUCUCUCUCGACCGAACUCCAUGGAAAGCUGGCUGAAACUAUCUGGAGCGGUGGGCUUAGACGACCUGGAGCUUGCCGAUUUCCCGGUCACCGGGCGCGGUGUCAGAGCACUGCGGCGUUUCAAGAAAGGAGAGAGAAUUCUCACCAUUCCAUGUGGCGUUCUCUGGACGGUCGAGCAUGCAUUCGCUGAUCCCCUUCUUGGACCAGCUCUGCGCUCCGCGCGGCCGCCCUUGUCUGUCGAAGACAUUUUGGCUACGUACAUUCUCUUUAUCAGAUCUCGCGAGUCGGGAUACGAUGGCCUGCGAAGCCAUGUGGCGGCGUUGCCUACGAGCUACUCGUCAAGCAUCUUCUUUUCGAAGGACGAGUUGGAAGUUUGCGCUGGAACUUCACUGUACACCAUCACGAAGCAGCUGGAUCGAUCGAUCGAUGACGAUUACAGGGCAUUAGUCGUGGGAGUGCUUGCACAGCAUCGGGAUCUUUUGCCACUCGACAAAUUUACCAUCGAAGAUUGGGCUCUCUGCACCGUGUGGAGUCGUGCGAUGGAUUUUGCACUGCCCGACGGAAAUUCGAUCCGACUUCUGGCGCCCUUCGCAGAUAUGUUGAACCAUUCGUCCGAGGUUAAGCCGUGUCAUGUCUACGAUGUCUCGUCUGGAAAUCUCUCUGUCCUUGCAGGGAAAGAUUACGAAGCCGGAGAUCAGGCUUUUAUCUCUUACGGACCCAUUCCGAAUAGUCGCCUUUUACGUCUCUAUGGCUUUGUCCAAAAGCAUAAGCUCUGGGUAUCGGCUGGACUCGAUUCAACCUGUACCAUCCCCCUCACUCUCACCGAUCCGCUACCGAAAAAUGUCCUUCGAUACCUCCGUAUUCAGCGAUCAGACGAAUCGGAUCUCGCUGUCAUAGCGUUUCGGCAAAUCAAUGCUACAGAUGAGAAAAUCAGCGAUUCGAACGAGGUGGAAGUACUGCAGUUUUUGAUAGAAUCGUUCUCUCAUCUUCUAGACAGUUUCGGAACGCAGCUGGAAAAGCUAGAAGAACAACUCGCGGAGGGUGUCUAUUCUCCGGGAGGUAACGCAUGGGCUGCGGCACACGUUAGCUUGGGCGAACAGAGGGUGUUAAGAUUGGCGAGAAAGAGAGCGGAGGAUUUGCUAUCGGCGGUGGAAAGCAGAAGUGGCAAUGUGAGGGGUUCGCUGUCGGCACUGGCGCGCUGCGCGAAUUGCGAAAAGGUUCCUGCGCAGUACAUGUUGUGCGGGAGGUGCAAAGCCGUUGCGUAUUGCGGGCGUACGUGCCAGGUCGCUCAUUACAAAGAGCACAAGGCAAUAUGUCGAGCUACCGCUUCUAAGAGUGGUUCUGGGAUGAAGUGA